Striga asiatica is the source of this 858-nucleotide messenger RNA. The record is from the annotation of a GenBank genome assembly. NCBI's taxonomy places the organism in Eukaryota, Viridiplantae, Streptophyta, Magnoliopsida, Lamiales, Orobanchaceae.
AUGACCUGCAAUGGCUGCCGAGUCCUUCGCAAGGGCUGCCCCGACAAUUGCACCCUCAGACCCUCACUUCAGUGGAUCAAAUCCGCCGACUCACAGGCCAACGCCACCCUCUUCCUCGCCAAGUUCUACGGCCGAGCCGGACUUUUCAACCUAAUCGACGCCGGCCCAUCUCAUCUACGCCACGAGACUUUCCGGUCGCUGCUCUACGAUACCUGCGGUCGGAUAAUCAACCCGGUGUACGGCUCCGCCGGCCUGAUUCGCGCCGGCNGGAAGCGGAGGCGGGGCAAGGGGCCUGCCGGAGAUGCGGCGGGGCUGACGGAGGAGGAGGAGGAGGAGGAGCCGAGGUUCACCAUCACGGGGUGGUCCGGCGACCGGGAGUAUGACCGGCUAGAUUUCGCGCCGGCGGCGGUGGAGAGGGCGCCGAGCCACGACUCUUUCUCGGUCGAGACGGUGGAGCCGAGCUUGGUGGUGGGCCAGGUCGAGGGGCCCGAUUGGGGGGUCUGGCCGGUGGAUCGGCCCGGGGAGAUUGGGCUGGAGCUGACCUUGGGCCGGGAAUCGGGCCGAUUCUAUGUAGCUGAGGUCCUUCUCGCCCUCGCGUACCUUCACAUGCUCGUCAUAAUCUACCGAGACCUCAAGCCCGAAAACAUCCUCGUCCGUGAAGACGGCCACAUCAUGCUCACGGAUUUCGACCUCUCCCUACAAUGCUCGGUCAACCCAACCCUCGUCAAAUCUUCCGGGCCAUCCCUCGACCCACCCCGCAUCUGGGGCCCGUGCGCGGGCUCCAACUGCAUCGACCGUUCUGCGCCGGGCCCUCGUGCCAAGUCUCGCGCUUCGGCCCGAACAUUCGACCUGCAGUAG